Ipomoea nil (Japanese morning glory) is the source of this 623-nucleotide messenger RNA. Its product is annotated as mediator of RNA polymerase II transcription subunit 15a-like. Gene Ontology annotation, molecular function: chromatin DNA binding; transcription coactivator activity. Gene Ontology annotation, biological process: regulation of DNA-templated transcription. Lineage: Eukaryota; Viridiplantae; Streptophyta; Magnoliopsida; Solanales; Convolvulaceae. The record is from RefSeq and is a predicted model, not a curated record. The transcript has 4 exons. The coding region runs from base 23 to 412 and encodes 129 amino acids.
UGUAGAAGGAAGUUGAUAUAGCAUGGACGGGAAUAAUUGGAGGGCGGCGCAACCUCUGGCUGAGCCUCAGGGUGGUGACCCCAUCGCCAUUGCUGCGGCGGCGGCACCGGCUCCCGGAGCUAUGGAGACGGGCGAUUGGCGGACUCAAUUUCAACCGGAGCACAGGCAGAGGGUUGUCCACAAGAUAAUGGAGACUUUAAAGAGACAUCUUCCCUUCUCUGGAGUCGAGGGACUACAGGAACUUAAGAAAAUUGCAGUGAGGUUUGAGGAAAAAAUUUAUACUGCUGCAACAGAUCAGUCAGAUUAUUUGCGGAAGAUAACCUUGAAGAUGUUAUCUAUGGAGACAAAAUCACAAAAUCCCAUGGCUAAUCCUCUGCAGGCUAAUGUUGCCAAUAGCAGUCAAAAUCCCUAAGGAACAGGUUCACAUCCAAUGCAACCCCAAGCUAAUAACCAAGUGCAGCAACUUUCUGUUCUUAUGGUAACCAAUCAAUCUCAAGCCCGGCAGCAACUACUUUCCCAAAAUAUUCAGAACAAUAUUACAUUAUCUAGAAUGUCGAAUUCUACUAGUUUUUCACGCGCAUGGCGCGAAUGUGAACUCUUUGUUUUGCAAGCGUAUGUUGAUA